Dentiscutata erythropus is the source of this 313-nucleotide messenger RNA. The record is from the annotation of a GenBank genome assembly. NCBI's taxonomy places the organism in Eukaryota, Fungi, Glomeromycota, Glomeromycetes, Diversisporales, Gigasporaceae.
UAGAAAGGAUGAAUAUGUAAUAGAUAACAAAGUUAAAAUAUAUAAUGAUGAAACUUGUUAUCUUCAUAGAAUUAGAGCUGAAAGUAAUGAACUUGUGAUAGGUGAUGAUAAUGAAACAUAUUAUAGAUUUUGUUAUUUUUAUAUUAUUAGAGUUAAAAAAGAUAAAUAUAUUAUAGAUAAUACAUCUAAUAAAAAAUAUAAUGUUAUAUAUUGUUAUCAUUAUACAAAUCUUAUACUCUAUGUUGAAAAGGACAAACAUAUGAUGGAUAACAAUGUUAAACAUAUAAUAAAGGAUCUUAAAAAUUGGAGUUGA